UCUCAUUUAAAUAAUCCCACUCACGCAUGCGCAGCAGAUAGAUACGGGGAGCAAAAUGGCAGACAUCUCUCUGGACGAGGUGAUACGACAGCGCGGCCUCAACACCAAACAACAGACCAUUAAAAGACCGAUGUUUGGAAGAGGCGCUGGAGCGUCUGGCCGCGGCUUUGACGCGCGGCAGAAGAUCGGAGCCAACGAUGUUCGACAGAGGAUUGGACUUGGUGCAGGCUUCCAAGUGAAAGACGCCAGAGAGAAAAUCGGGCAGAAAGACGCACGCUUCAGAAUCCGAGGAGGCGGAGGGGGAGGUGUGCAGGACGCCCGACAGAUGAUUAACUCUCGAAAGCAGGUCCAACACCACCAGCUCGGCUCCCCCCCACAGAUCGCUCACCCCCACCCAGCUGCCGGGCAGCACCACCUGAUGAACCACAUGUCGCAGAUGCACAUCCACACCGGCCCCGGGUCCCUGGGGGGCGGUGGGGUGGGCCGGCAGUUCCCCCCAACCGGUCUACAAAUGGGUGCGCCAGGCGUCCGAGGUGGGCCCCUGCCCUCCAAGCCACUGGACGCCCGUGAUCGACUGAGCCUGAAGAGGGGCAUCGGAGCAUCGCAGAGUCAGAUGGCCAUGACGGCACCCUUCAAGAUCACCAAAACCAUCCAGCAACGACCGGUGGGGACGUCCAGCGGGAUCCGUCUGGGUGGGCAGCAGUCUUUUACAGGGGAACAGGAUGGCAUUCCCCCCAAGCAAAUGAAGAUCACUACAAAUAACAACAACAGCAACAUGCUACAGUCGAGGCCGGGGACCAUGGGCUCCCCGUUCUCCAUGUCGGGCCCCAUCACCAAGGUGGUGAAGAACGACGCCUACACGGCCCCCCAGGCCCCAGUCCCAGUGGCCCCGACCCGGCCCGGCCCCAGCCCCACGGCCUUCCGCUCCUCCAGUGCCGCGCUGAAGCCCGUCUCCAGAACACUGCAGCAGGCCCCCGCGGCCCUCAGUCCCCCGCCCCCCGCCCCGCCUCAGCCGGCCGUCAGUCCUUUAGAGGGAACCAAGAUCACAGUCAACAACCUUCACCCCCGCGUCACAGAGGAGGACAUAGUGGAGCUGUUCUGCGUGUGCGGUGCCUUAAAGCGGGCACGGUUGGUGAAGGUGGGCGUGGCCGAGGUGGUGUUUGUGCGUAAAGACGACGCCGUCAGCGCCUACAGGAAGUACAACAACCGCUGUCUGGACGGUCAACCCAUGAAAUGUAACCUUCACAUCCAAGGAAAUGUCAUCACUUCUGACCAGCCAAUUCUCUUGAGGCUCAGUGAUUCCCCCGGAGGAGGUGUGAAGAGAGACGGCCUCCCGCCCUCCUUGUCUCGGCCAGCCGGCCAGCGCUCCUCCUCCCAGCCGACCCCCGAGGUCGACCCCCAGACCAUCCUCAAGGCUCUCUUCAAGUCUCCCUCCUCCCAGUCCUCGCCCACCUCCUCCGGCGCCGCGGCCAACUCCCAGGCCACUGCCUUCCGCAUCAAGAUCUAGCCAGCAUCCGGGUCCUAGCGAGCGUAUGGUUUCUAGCUAGCCUUAUCGAUCUGGCUAGCAUCUGGGUGUUUUGCUAGUGUUUAGCUCUGGCUAAGUUCCACUGUCAGUUGACCAGAGAGGUGUACACGCCGCCUCCAUCAGUAUAGACUAACUCGCCCUCUGGUUCUCCUUUAUACUCUGGUUUUCAUUUUUCUAACCACAGGAAACCCACUCUAAAAUAUGAUGUGUUUUGACAGCCGAACGACACCAAUGCCUGUUUUUUUGAUCCCCAAUGUUCAUUUCCGUUUAUUUUAUUUUUAAUCUUCUACCUUCCAGUAUACUUUCGUCGCGGCGCUUCCCAGUUGGACCAAUGGAAGCUGCUGGAAUGUUUUUAUUGUAUGGGGGGAAAACAAGGCAAUACCGGUGUAUACCUGGAGUUAUGGAGAUGUAUUUCAGUGCUCAUAAACUUCUCAUUGAUCGCUGCACCAACCAAAUGAUUACAAGAACCCACAAUUGGAUUUCAAAAUAUUUCAUCAAUCCCUGUAAACUGUUAAUAUGUUUGUAGUAGUUCAUGUCUUAUCUUUGCCAUUUUUGUGGUUUACUUUUUUUCUCGUGAUCUGCAAUUUUUCUCUUUGGUUCGGCCUUUUCGAAGUUGUGUAUCAGAAGCCAUGACUGUCUGCUGCGUUGUCAUGUGUCACUUGAGUACUCGACAUGAAGUAGUGAAAAUAUCCCAUUAAAUCGUAUGCUUUGUAGACCUUCUA
Gadus morhua (Atlantic cod) is the source of this 2247-nucleotide messenger RNA. RefSeq names its product polymerase (DNA-directed), delta interacting protein 3 (gene poldip3). The record is from RefSeq and is a predicted model, not a curated record. Gene Ontology annotation, cellular component: nuclear speck; nucleus. NCBI's taxonomy places the organism in Eukaryota, Metazoa, Chordata, Actinopteri, Gadiformes, Gadidae. Gene Ontology annotation, biological process: poly(A)+ mRNA export from nucleus. Gene Ontology annotation, molecular function: mRNA binding. The transcript is spliced from 10 exons. Bases 56 to 1507 code for a protein of 483 amino acids.